CGUUAAUGAAAGGAAGAGUCUUACAGCGGCUUAGUUCAAGGGGAGGGCGAGGUCUGGAGUUUGCUUGGAGAUAAAGCCCAUGACCUUGGUUAUAAAAAUUGACUGCCUCGUUUAACACAUCCCAGCUGCUGCAGCGGCAGGUUGGCAGCAGUAUGAGAGGAAUGUGCGGAGUCCGGGAGCAAGUUGCAGCACUCCCCAAGAGGAGGGGGGCUGAAGAAGCAGAGUGUGUGGAGUGUUUUUCUCCUGACAGAGCGGAGCGAGGAGGAGGCAGAGCUGCACCCCCCCGCCCUUCCCCUUCUUGAUUGGUGAAGAGCACGUCUCAAGACUUUGCUGGAAAGGGAAAGAAAGAGGCAAACACUAAACUUCUUUCACAACAAACAGGGUGACGCUGAAGGAGUGAAAGAACGGUACAGGGAGAAAGCAGUGACCCACGUCAUGAAACACCUGCCAAUCUCCAGAUGGCUGAAGCAGCUGGGCCUGGCUGAAUACUGCAAGUUGUUUGAAGACGAGUACGAUGGCGUGGAGGACCUCCUCCACCUGACAGAAUUGGAUAUACGACAGAUGGGAGUUCGCAGCCAGAAACAUAGAGAACACAUCCUUUCCAGUAUCCAGGUGCUGAAAGAGAUGGAGAGGAGAAGAGAGCUGAAGAUGAUGGCUGAGGGGAAGUUUGUCAGCCUCCCAAGGAACAUGCACAUGAGCCGGCAGUGUUCACUCGCUACCUCCAUGGACCUCCUGAGCAGCAGGCCGGCCGUGGCAGAGCCCCGGCCUAGUGCCUAUCAAGUGGCAUCCAUCCAUGGCACCCUGCCCAGGAAGAAGAAGGGGGCUGCCCCCAUCCGCUCCUGCGACAUGUACAGCCACAUGGGCACCCUGCCUCACCCUGCCAGGGUCCGGCUUCCCUCUUCUCCGCUCCUUCACAAUGUCAUCGAGGAGCACCCCGUCCCCACACAGAGUAACUGCAAGGCCACGAUCAGGGAGCAGUACUGUAUGGAUCCCACACUGGAAUAUGUGAAGUUCUCCAAGGACAAGUACAUCAUGGAGGGCACUCCUGAGAAACUCCGCAAGGAACUAGAGGAAGAGCUCAAGCUGAGCAGCGAGGAGCUACGGAGUCAUGCCUGGUACCAUGGAGCCAUUCCCAGACAGGUUGCAGAAAACCUAAUCCAGAGGGAUGGAGAUUUCCUCAUCCGGGAUUCUCUAUCCAGCCCUGGGAAUUAUGUCCUAACAUGCCAGUGGAAGAACAGCCCCCAGCAUUUCAAGAUAAACAAGAAGGUGGUGGCCAUGAAUGAGGCCUACUCCCGCGUACAGUACUUAUUUGAGAGGGAGAGUUUUGACAAUGUUCCUGCCCUGGUGCGUUUCUAUGUGGGCAACCGCAAGCCAGUGUCGGAGGUGGUGGGCGCCAUCAUCUUCCAGCCCAUUAACCGUAACCUCCCGCUGCGCUGUCUGGAGGAGAAGUACGGGGUGACCGUGGUCAAGAUUGAACCGGAUCAGAAGCCUCAGUCAUCCAAGAGACUGAGCCUGAACAUAGCAAAUGGCCACUCACAGGACCACACACUCACCAGGGGAAACCUCUUAAGAAACAAGGACAAGUGUGGAAGCCAGCCUGCUUGCCUCAACCAUGUGCAGGAGAGGAGACGACCACUGAAGACUCAUCAGUCAGAGAGCUUUCUCCCCCUCAGCUCCAAGCCCCAGCCCCAGCUGAUGGAGACACAGCCCAGCCCAAAGUCCCCUGUGUUCAGGACAGGAAGUGAGCCGGCCCUGAGUCCCACCGUGCCACGAAGAAUGACCUUCGAGACGCAGGCUGGAGAGGCCAUCCGGGGGUCCGACAGCCAGCUAUGUCCCAAACCACCGCCCAAGCCGAGCAAGGUGCCAUCCCUUCGGCAGCCCUGCUCCCCCUCCCUCCAGUCCACCCAGCAGCAACACCAGCCCGAGGUCAACUACUGCGAGCUCACUCCCUGCAGCCCUGCGGAAUGGGAGAGACUGGCCCACAUGCAGACGCCGCCGUUCUCCAACAGCUAUGUGGACAGACUGAGGACGGAGGAGAUCAAGAAGUUCAGCUACAGGACGCCGGAGAACAAACAUGCCACCCUGGAUCUGAACUCUUACCACCUGGCGAUGGAGUCAGUGGAGGACGGAAAUGAGGAGGAGGAAGGAGAUCUGGGGUGUGAAGGGGAGAGCAAGCAGGUGGUGGAGAAAAGGAUGUCCUUCAGGCAGCCGGUCUUUGAGACGGUGUCCACGUUCAGGCCCAGUGACUACCAAUCCAGGCUGCUCCCCUCAGAGAACAAGCCCCUGGAGAUGACAGUGCUUAAGAAGGCCAAAGAGAUGCUGGUCAACAAGGAUGUUAAGACCAUUGCCAGGCACAUCCUUCAGGCUGACUGCCAGGUUGCUAGGAUACUGAAUGUCUCUAAAAAGGUCAAAGGGCAGAUGGGAGUGAACUCUGGCCUAGAACUGGUUACCCUGCCCCAUGGUGAACAGCUACGGCAGGACUUAAUUGAAAGACACAACACAAUGGCCAUCGGGGUGGCAGUGGAUGUCCUGGGAUGUACGGGCAGUUUGGAUGAGCGGGCCGCCACGCUGAACAGGAUCAUUCAGGUUGCCAUAGAACUGAAGGACUCAAUGGGAGACCUCUUUGCAUUCUCUGCAAUCAUGAAAGCCCUGGACAUGCCACAGAUCACUAGGUUAGACCACACAUGGACCACCCUGAGGCGCAAAUACACGCAGACAGCCAUCAUGUAUGAGAAGUCCCUGAAGCCAUUUUUCAAAGGCGUAUAUGAAGGAAGUGUGGACGUUCCUCUUAGCAACACCACAGUGCCCCUCCUGAUGCCUCUCCUCACUCUCAUGGAGCGCCCAGCAGUCACCUUUGAGGGAAUGGACUUAUGGGAGAGCAGCGACCAAGGAUGUGAAAUAAUGAUGAGGCACCUGGAAGCGGCCAGAGUGGUAGCGGAAAAUGCCGACUCCUACAGUGCAAACGUGGAGCGUGUCCUUCAAGAUUUUCAGCCCAAUGAAGACAUGCUGGAAAUCUUCAAGACUGACUUCCAGCUGAGGUUGCUGUGGGGCAGCAAGGGGGCAACAGUGAACCAAUCGGAGAGAUACGAGAAGUUCAAACUUAUUCUCACGGCCUUGUCGAGGAAACUGGAGCCCCCUGUCAAGCACACCGAACUCUGAAAUGGGGAAACAAUUGAUGACAAAAUCACCAAAGCAAAGCUAGGGAAAGGAAAGGCAUGACCCGGAGUGAUGUCCCGGUCGGUUUUAUGCACAUUGUCUGUAAUUGUGCAAGCCUUUCUGCUCAUGUGGAUGUGAAGAGGGAGUCGGGACUUUAGUCCUGGCAUUGCUUGUAUUCAAACUCUAGAUCCUUGAACCAGCUCCUGGAUGUAAAGUUAACACACCUUCUCAGAUCAAGCCAAGCAAGGUCAGAGUUACUCUGCACAAAUGGUUUGUUUUUUAAAAGAUCAUUAGAGAAAACCUUCACUUUACAGUAGUUUUUAACAAAACUAUAGAUGGCGUACAAGCUGCUUUUCUGUGUCCUAGAUGACCACUUUACACACAAAGCAUUGCGGAUUCAUUCCCGCUAUCAGUCCGUCACAGUACCCUAUUCUGGGGAGUCAGAGUCAUCAGAUGGGACAUAUGCAUCUCUGAGACCAUGCGUAUGCGAGGAACAUGAAGAAAAAACAGAACGUCAACACAAAGAGGGAUUUUAGGUGAAAUUUUCAGGAGGCAAAACUCCAUUAUGGUUCACUAAAACAGUGGGUAACAAUGAACUGUAGCCCUUUCCAAAGGGAAUGUUUUUGUAAGAAAGUACUAAAAAAAGUAGCUUUGCCAGUUAAAAGGGCAGAAACUACACAGGGGAUCAUAGGAAAAGUGGGCUGGGCUGCCUGCCUGGGCUGUUUAACUGGAACACACGAUGGUGUUGGACAGCUGCUGACGACGAGGGAGAAACAGCUGUCCGGGCAGGAAGUGAAAAAGCCAGCAAUUGUGUGAUAAUUCAUGAGCGAGAUCAAGUGCAACUUUUCGUUCAGGAUUAAACUGCACUGCAUGUUGGGACUUGUGUUUAAACAGCUGUUGAAGAAUUAAAGAAAAGUAUUCUGCAACAGCCUGAAAAAUUAAAACUGGUUAAAAACAAUACCAGAUGACUGUUGUUGCCGGAAAUAUUUUGUUCAUAUAUUCGUUAGUUGAUGUGAAGUAUUAUAAUACCCAGAAUACCGAUAAAUGGACUGCAGUCUGUACACAAUUGAACUGUUGGCUCUGUACACAAUUGAACUGUUGGCUCUCUUAUGAGCAUGUGAAUGUGAGACUGUGUAAUAUAUUUUUACGCUAAAAUAUCAUUAACAUGUAAAUAGUUAUAUAUUAAUUUUAUCUUUGUAUGAAAUAUUGUGGGAAAUUAAAGAAUAAAUGGGUAAAUGUGUAAUCACA
Lepisosteus oculatus (spotted gar) is the source of this 4404-nucleotide messenger RNA. RefSeq names its product BCAR3 adaptor protein, NSP family member (gene bcar3). The record is from RefSeq and is a predicted model, not a curated record. NCBI's taxonomy places the organism in Eukaryota, Metazoa, Chordata, Actinopteri, Semionotiformes, Lepisosteidae. Gene Ontology annotation, biological process: positive regulation of peptidyl-serine phosphorylation; small GTPase-mediated signal transduction. Gene Ontology annotation, molecular function: phosphotyrosine residue binding; guanyl-nucleotide exchange factor activity.